Molecule: messenger RNA, 2479 nt
Organism: Drosophila santomea
Lineage: Eukaryota; Metazoa; Arthropoda; Insecta; Diptera; Drosophilidae
Product: xenotropic and polytropic retrovirus receptor 1
Exons: 7
Coding region: 315-2339 (674 amino acids)
Biological process (GO): phosphate ion transport; cellular response to phosphate starvation
Cellular component (GO): plasma membrane; cytoplasm; Golgi apparatus
Molecular function (GO): inositol hexakisphosphate binding
Source: RefSeq, a predicted model, not a curated record
UUUGUUCAGUUCUUUGUUGUUGUUUGGCGUUCGCAUUUCGCCCGUCGUCGUCUGAAUUUUUUGUGAUAUGCGCGCUAUUUCGGUGAUAAGCAGUGUACUUAAAAAAUCAGCGACUGUUGACAAUUAGUAAUGGCCAGUGGAAGCAGCUUGCGAUGUUAGAGUAGCCAAAUUCCCCCACUGCGGACGAACUGCAAGUGCAAACUGCAGUGUAUACGCGCUUCACUGCGGCGCCGAUCAACGGAACGAAUCCGAUCUGGAGUGGAUAGUGGAUAGAGAGCUAGCCCUAGAAUAGCCAGGUCGAAGAAUCGCUAGCCAUGAAGUUCGCCGAGCAUCUGUCGGCGCACAUAACGCCCGAGUGGCGCAAACAAUACAUCAACUAUGAGGAAAUGAAGGCCAUGCUGUAUUUGGCCGUGGAGGAGGCGCCAUCGGUGGAGAGCGUCGAGGACGACGUGUUGAAGCGGCACUUUGCCAACUUCGAUGAGAACUUCUUUCACUAUUGUGACAAGGAGCUGAAGAAGAUCAACACGUUCUACUCAGAGAAACUGGCGGAGGCCACGCGAAAGUUUGCCACCCUGAAUGCCGAACUGAAGACCUCCAUCGAGGAGUCGGAGCGGAGUGCCAAGAAGUCCAAGGGCCAGAAACGGCAUGCUGCCUUGCCGGAUCGCAAGGCACGCGAGUUGAAGUUGGCCUUCAGCGAGUUCUACCUGAGUCUGAUCCUCCUGCAGAACUAUCAGAAUCUGAAUCACACCGGCUUUCGUAAAAUACUCAAGAAGCACGAUAAACUUUUGCGUGUAGACAGCGGCGCCAAAUGGAGGCAGGAGUAUGUGGAGGCAUCGCACUUCUUCACCAACAAGGACAUCGACAACAUCAUCAAUGAGACGGAGACGACGGUCACCGGCGAACUGGAAGGCGGCGAUCGGCAGCGAGCGAUGAAGAGAUUGCGAGUACCACCGCUGGGCGAACAACAGAGUCCGUGGACCACCUUCAAGGUGGGCCUCUUCUCCGGCAGCUUCAUAGUGCUGGGCAUUGUGGUGGUGCUGUCGGCCAUAUUCCAUGAGAUCAGUGGCGAGAAUCUGAAGGCCACGUUCCGACUCUACCGCGGUCCCCUGCUCAUCAUCGAGUUCAUCUUCCUCAUCGGCGUGAACAUCUACGGCUGGCGGUCGUCUGGCGUUAAUCAUGUCCUGAUUUUCGAGCUGGAUCCACGAAAUCAUCUAUCCGAGCAGCACCUCAUGGAACUGGCAGCGAUCUUCGGCGUGAUCUGGACAAUAAGCAUGCUGAGCUUCCUGUACAGCGCCAGUUUGGCCAUUCCGGCGUUCAUCAAUCCGCUUACGCUUACGCUGAUUAUGGUGCUAUUUCUGGCCAAUCCGUUCCAUGUGCUCCAUCACGACGCACGAUUCUGGCUGUGGCGGAUUACGGGAAGAUGUUUGUCUGCACCGUUCUUUCAUGUGGGCUUCGCGGAUUUCUGGCUGGGCGAUCAGCUCAACUCGUUGGCCACAGCGAUUCUCGAUUUCGAGUAUCUCAUAUGCUUCUAUUUCACAAAUGGCAACUGGACGGAGGCGAAGGAUGCCUCUAUUUGCAUGGAGAAGGACUUCAUCAUCCGGCCGAUUGUCAAUUGCCUGCCCGCCUGGUUUCGAUUUGCACAAUGCCUGCGCCGAUAUCGGGACUCGCGGGAGGCCUUUCCUCAUUUGGUGAAUGCUGGCAAAUACUCCACAACCUUCCUGGUGGUGAUCUUCGCCACCCUGAAGAGCUUCAACAGUCCGAACUAUGCCAGCACAUUUGAUAAUCCUUAUACCUGGCUGUGGAUUAUCGCCUCGAUUGUGUCCUCUUGCUACGCCUACACGUGGGAUAUCAAGAUGGAUUGGGGUCUGUUCGACAAGAAUGCUGGCGAGAAUACUUUCCUGCGUGAGGAGGUUGUCUACUCAUCGACGGGCUUUUACUACUUUGCCAUCGUGGAAGAUCUGGCGCUGCGCUUUAUUUGGGCGCUGUCUUUCUACCUCACCGAGAUGAAGAUCGUGAGCUCAGACAUAAUGACCUCCAUCACAGGCAUCCUGGAGGUAUUCCGGCGCUUUGUGUGGAACUUUUUCCGGUUAGAGAACGAGCAUCUGAACAACUGCGGUAAGUUCCGAGCCGUUCGAGACAUCUCGAUAGCGCCGCUGGACUCCUCCGACCAGGCGCUCAUCCUGCGCAUGAUGGACGAGACUGAUGGUGUGAUCAAUCGCUACACGAAGACGAACCGACCAAAGCCCAAGAAGGUCAAGGACCCGGAGAAGCGGAGCCUGCUGCAGACGCGCGGAUCGCUGCCCGACCUCAGGAUCGAUAUGGACAGUAAAAAAUUGUAGGCAACGAUCGCCGCCCACCGAAUUGUGCUUCCUAAUGAACGAUUUUGCGGAACGUCUUCUACGAAAGUUUAUCCCUAAUUCAAUUUACACACUUUUUUUCGUAAUUUUUUUUUUCGUUGUUUAGCUAAUUUGUAUAUUUA